GAAGGUCGUUCGUAUGGAAACUGGAUCAUCUGUAAAGGCAGAAGACCUUGUCGUCCUUCCGCGUGGACUAAAGAUGUUUUCUUGUCCAGGUAUAUAUAAGGGUGUUCAGAGCUGAGAGACACAGACAUCAGCCGUGCAGAGGAGACAGACGGAUUAAGAAUCGCCUCAGCAUGGUUCUCAGAGUUAUUGUGUUCCUUUCCUUUGUGGCGCUUGGCGCCAGUUUCGGAACUUAUGUAAGCAGUCCACUUUACUAUAACUUACUACCACACGCUCAGUACAGACCGUUGGCUGUUUCACUUUCUGCCCCUGCUCCUGAGGCUCCAGCAGCUGUUGAAGAGCCUAGUCCCUUUGCCUUUGCAUACACUGCUGAGGGUGAAGGAGGAUUCAGUUCCAGAGCAGAAUCUGAAGGAACGGCUGGAGAUGUUAGUGGAUCCUACAGUUUCAACAUCCCAGACGGACGUCAGCGCCACGUUAGCUACAAUGCUGGUACUUCUGGUUUUACAGCAACAGUGAAAUCCAACGAACAAGGAAUCUUAGCUGGAGAAAAUCCUGCAGAUGUACAAAACCUAAAUUAUCGAUGUGUUAUCUUGUCUAUGAUAAUUAUACUAUUGCUUAAAGUUUCUUUUAGCAACCAAGAGAGGGCGCUGAUGGGGCAGCAGCCUGAGAUCCUGAUGGCAAUGGUGCGUCCAAGCCUAGAGCUAGAAAAGUUGACCAGAAGAGAGGACAGAUUAACUCCUACUUCAUCUCCUUUGGGGUUUUCUGAUUUUCGUCUAUGA
Molecule: messenger RNA, 776 nt
Organism: Limulus polyphemus (Atlantic horseshoe crab)
Lineage: Eukaryota; Metazoa; Arthropoda; Merostomata; Xiphosura; Limulidae
Product: cuticle protein-like
Exons: 4
Coding region: 171-776 (201 amino acids)
Source: RefSeq, a predicted model, not a curated record